Messenger RNA from Mangifera indica (mango), 2069 nucleotides. RefSeq lists its product as uncharacterized. NCBI's taxonomy places the organism in Eukaryota, Viridiplantae, Streptophyta, Magnoliopsida, Sapindales, Anacardiaceae. The transcript is spliced from 6 exons. Bases 166 to 1851 code for a protein of 561 amino acids. The record is from RefSeq and is a predicted model, not a curated record. Gene Ontology annotation, molecular function: ubiquitin protein ligase activity.
AAAAGAAGAGACCCUUUAUCUUGGGAUCUCAAUAUUGGCCAUGUGACCUUUCGGGUCUUCUCUCUUUAUUUUGUACUUCAGAAUCUGAAACAUAUGAAACUAUUUACUAUUUAUAUGAUUAAUUUUUUAUUUAUCAAUAAGAUAUAAGGGAUUGAUACCGGACACAUGGAUGUAUAUUCUGGUAAAAGAGCAGUCGAUGGGCUUGUUGUCACGGAAAAAGGUUCUGGUCUUGUUCUGAGAGAUAGUGUCAAUAACAGAGACCAAAAUUCUCAAUUUUGCAACAGAAUCGGUUGUAGUGGCCGACUGAAUUCCAUGAAGGGCACUCAAAUUGGCUGCUCAGAAAAAGCCAAAUCUUCAAGGCCUCCGUUUCGUUAUUCUUCCAGUGGCAAAGAAAUAGUUGGAAGCUCCUCAAGGACUUUUGCAGCAGCUAGCAAUGCAAAAAAGUCUUCAACAAAUCCUCGGAAAAAGGUGUCUUCCCAAAUUGAAACAGAUUCAUCCGAAACUAGUAGUGUUCAGGAUGAGCCAGAAGUUUCAGAACUCAUACCUCCACCUGGAAAGAUACAAAGAGGGCUUUGCCUGGAAUCUGAAUAUGCUGAUUCUCAGGAUGUUAUGAAAAUGGAAGAGGCAAGCUCAAGCACAGCGUCAAACACAAGGUCUCGGAGGAAUUUAAAUCAGAGAUCUGCGUUGGGUAACCGAGAUAUUUCAGGUGGUUCCUCUGUGUCUUUGCCAUCUAGGAGCACCUGUCAGACAACAGCUGUUAACACAAGCAGGCAUAGUUUUAAAAAUCUAAGGUGUAACUCUGUUUCUGAUGUCAUCACCUCCAGUAGUAGAUCUUUAUCAGAGUCAAGUGUUAGUAAAAGGAAGGAUAUGGUUAAAAAGAGAAGUUCAGAAGGGGAAAGUAGUUCAUCCUCUAGAGGGAAGAAAACAAGUGAACCAUUACCAGAAGUGCUGUGUAAUCACAGUUCUAACCAUGGUGUCUCCAUUUCUGAUUCAAGACGAGACAGGAAUUGGCCUUCUAACAGGGAUAAUGGUGUUACAUCUGUUAGGACUCAGAGAUCAACCAAUGGUAACAACCGGGCAAGGCUCUCUAAUCGAGGAAAUAGAAAUAAUUUAGCACCAAACGAGUCCCCUGUUGGGAUUUCACGAGUGACUGAAUCACAUAUAUCUGAUUUAAUUGUUCCUUCCUCAUCGCCUCAAUUUUCUUUGGAAACUCCCUCAGGUCGCCCGGGUUCUUACAGUCGGCCUGGCAGUAGCAGUGGAAGUUUACUAGGUUUUGCACCUGGCAGUCCCUCAGAAGUUGGCAUUGCUCGCUCUUUAAUUAAUCGUGAUAAUUUUGGGCACUACAACAUGGAUGGCAUUGCAGAGGUGUUGUUGGCGCUUGAGAGGAUUGAACAAGAUGAAGAGUUAUCUUAUGAGCAAUUACUUGUUCUGGAGACCAAUUUGCUUCUUAAUGGCCUAAAUUUUUAUGACCAGCAUAGAGACUUGAGACUGGAUAUUGACGACAUGUCAUAUGAGGAAUUAUUAGCUCUAGAAGAGAGAAUGGGUACUGUGAGCACUGCAUUAACAGAAGAAGCAAUAUCAAAAUGUCUUACAACAAGCAUCUAUCAGUCAAAAGCUCCCAAGGAUGCCACUCUGAACUGCCAUGGGAAUAAUGAUGAUGUUACAUGUUCUAUUUGUCAGGAAGAGUAUGUUGCCGGAGAUGAAGUGGGGAGGUUACACUGUCAGCAUAGAUAUCAUGUGGCCUGCAUACAACAGUGGCUGCAGCUGAAGAACUGGUGCCCGAUUUGCAAGGCAGCAGCAGCAGCAGAACCCUUGCUGCCAUCCUCUCCGGAGCAUGAUUCAAUUGUUUAAAUCGAUCAGGAGACAGACUUCUUUUUUGUUCAUUGUGUUCAAAUUAAGCUUUGUCCGUCAUUUAUAAUCUUAUCUUGUUUAUGAUGUACAUAACAAAUGCCCUUUCAUCUUCAUCAAGUAAUAAACCCAGAGAAGCUGCUCUACAGUGGAAAUUGAAUUCUUGUUCACAAUUUAAAAAAAAAAAAAAGACUGAAUGAAAUUUCAUACAAAUUGCUGUU